Molecule: messenger RNA, 3596 nt
Organism: Anguilla anguilla (European eel)
Lineage: Eukaryota; Metazoa; Chordata; Actinopteri; Anguilliformes; Anguillidae
Product: B-cell receptor CD22-like
Exons: 8
Coding region: 2379-3071 (230 amino acids)
Biological process (GO): cell-cell adhesion
Cellular component (GO): membrane
Source: RefSeq, a predicted model, not a curated record
CCAAACACAAACCACACAAAAGAAACCUCAAUGAAGAUCUCCCCAGCCUCAUACUGCAGGGCUUAUAUUAGGCCACAGGCAGGUGGAGGCAAUCAAGCAAUUGAGCAAUUAGGUAUUACCUCCACCUGCACUACCUAGGCAAGCAGAGGCUGGGGACGUAACAGUAGUAGAAGUCAUCUUUAUGAAAUAUCAGCAUUGAAAUGAAACUAAUUAUGUGCAUGAAGGACCGUAUAACAGGCAAAGCAAAACCAAAGUUCUAAAAGGUCACAUGAACAUCAACCACAGAAACAGCUCUGCACCACCGGACACUGAACUGAGAUGUGGAAAAAAAAAAUGAAUAGAACAGGCUGCAGGAAGUGAGCAGCGCUUUAACUGUCUGUGGUCAGGGUGGCUCUCGUCUGAAAUUAGGCAGCUUCACCCACAGCCGUGCCCGCUACUCCUCUGCACAAAAGAGCCAAGCAGGGGCACCUCACAGUACCCGCUUUGAGGCACCAGAGCAGUGACACUUUCACACAUAUAAUUACACCUGUCCACUCCUUAUAUCUUCUGCAAAAGUAAGUGCAAUCUUUAUGUUGAUCUGGGGGUUAUAGGCUAGGCUACAGCAGCAAAAUAUUGUCAUUCACAUUGGAUCAUGGUUCCCUCUUUUUUCUGGCUUUUAAACUACUGUUAACAUAUUUUACACAGCUGUGAUGCUCAUGUAGCUCUUUAAUGUUUUUAUAUUCAUUAUUGUGUACCAAUAUGUCAAGUUACACAGUGAAGUUGCAUUCUUGGAAAAUAAUCUUUGUUGUCUAUAAUUUGAUUUUAUAUUGUCAUUCUGCAACCAUGUUAAACUGCAUGAGCUGCUACCUGUCUUGGCCAGGACACUCUAGAAAAGAGAUUUUGAAUUUCAACAAGACUCUCCUGAUUAAAGUAAAAUGUAAUAAUGUUUACAAAUAGAAACAAUUAUUCUUAAAGCUUUGCAUUCAUCACAGUCAGUCUGCCAUGUUCAGAAAUAUUAGCCUGUCAGCAGGGCCAUUUCAGACAGUUUGAAAACCGUUAAGAUCACACCUCCUCUACCAGCGUAAGUGCAUGAUUUAGCCCUGUUUUAUUCUUAAUGGCUGUUAACACAUUUUUUCAUUGAGUUGUAACAUAAUGUAUAUGAUUCAAUAGAGUGCCUUGAUAGAAGUUGUGAGAAGACAUCUUUGAUUUUUGCAUGAUUAAAUUCAUUGCAUUUUUUUUAACAGUGGAGAAAUUUAAGUACAGUGUUGUUGUUCUCUGAUCUACGGAUUACAGCGAGUGCUUUAUUCUGUGCUAAUCUAGUGAUCCUAAUGGAGAUCAGUCUCUCUCACUGCUGAAAGGUGGCUAUGUGACCAGUGGGGAAAACAUGCACAGCAUUCGUUAAAACAGUAAAUUAGCUUUCUUAAAAUUAAUAUAAUGUAAAAUAAAUAAAUAAAUAAAUAAAAAAGAUCAUUGUUUACUGAAAGUAACUCUUUCUUUUAUUACUUUCCAUGUUAUCUGUUAAAUGCUGAAUAUCAGUGAUUAAUUUUGUGGAAUUUUGGUUAUGGCUUAAAAAACAAAAGGCAAUAAUAUAAGUUAUGUUUUUAUAUCAGCGGUUACAAUAUCUAUCAGAAGCUAAAAUCUAUUUAGAAUUACUAUGAUUUGAUAUAGCCUGUUUUACUCAUUAGACUGGGAAAGCAAAAAAUUUCAGACAUAUGUUACAGGAAAUGGGAAUCUAAAUCUUACGCACAUGAUCACAUACGUUAUUUAGAUGCCCUACUGGCGGACAUCUUCAACUGUUUUAAGCUACACUUGUAUGUUGUCUAAUCUGUGUUUGUCGUUUGUCCGGUUAUGUGCUGAGCAUGCACUGAUGCUUUUGUACAAAUUAAGUUCCUAAUGGAUAAAUAAAGUUAUUUUGAAAUUUAAUUUGAAUUUGGUUUAGAGAUUCUAGGCUGAGCAGAAUCUUUUUACAUUUGUUUUUACCACACAUCUUCUGUGAUAUGUAGAGCAUAGGGUUGUGAAAUGUAGAGCAUAGGAUUGAUCUGAAGUUCCUGUUCAUGCUCAGCUCUGCAACAGAGAUGAGUAGAUUUCUUUGGCUUUAAGACAUGGGCAGAACUGUAAAUGAACUGCAUUUACUGGUGUGCUCUCUUCCUAAAGAAAAUGAUAGAUUUUACCAUCAUUUAAACUUUUGUGAGGCUAAAUUUUAUUCUUGAAAUAAUGUGUGUGUGUGCGCGUCUUCUUUGUAUAGCCCUCCAGACCCCUGUCUGAAGAUAUUACAGUUUAAUAUUGUAUUAUAGUCUGUGCAGAUUAUAAUCUCCAAACUCAAGUCACUUCUAAAGUGUAAAUAAUAAUCAAGACCUGUAUAUGUUUAUUUGGAUAAAUAUUUUCAAUCUGAUGCAACCAUGCUCUUCAAUACCUUGUUGGUAAUCAUCCUCUCCGUGUCAGGAGAAUACUACUGUGAGGCAGAGAAUGCGAUGGGGACAGACAGAUCUCCUCCUAAACGUCUUGAUGUGCAAUAUCAUCCGAAGAGUGUCUCAGUAUCAGUGAGCCCCUCUGGUGAAAUAGUGGAGGGCAGUUCAGUGACUCUGACCUGCAGCAGCAAUGCCAACCCACGAGUGCACAGAUAUACCUGGUAUAAGAAGAAUAGGGCUGAAUCCUCAUGGAGAGGAUCCAGUAACACCAUUAAAAACAUCACACUGCAGGAUACAGGAGAAUACACCUGUCAGGCAGAGAAUGUGAUUGGGAAAAACAUCUCUCCUCCUAAACGUCUUAAUGUGCAGUAUUCUCCCAAAAUCACCUCAGUAUCAGUGAGCCCCUCUGGUGAAAUAGUGGAGGGCAGGUCAGUGACUCUGACCUGCAGCAGUGAUGCCGACCCACCAGUGCAGAUAUACACCUGGUUAAAGAAGACUGGAUCUGUAUUCUUGAGGAGAGGAACAGAACGAAGUUACAUUAUUAAAAACAUCACACUGCAGGAUGUAGGAGAAUACUACUGUGAGGCAGAGAAUGCGAUUGGGACAAAAAGAUCUCCUCCUAAACGCCUCGAUGUCCAGUAUGCUCCCAAGAACACCUCAGUAUCAAUGAGCCCCUCUGGUUAAAUAGUGGAGGGCAGUUCAGUGACUCUGACCUGCAGCAGCGAUGCCAACCCACGAGUGCAGAACUACACCUGGUUUAAGAAGAAUGACACUGGAGUCUGGCAGGCAGGAUCUGGACAGAAUUUGAACUUUUCUAACUUUGGAUCCUGGAACAGAGGACAGUACUACUGUGAGGCACAGAACAGACUUGGAGCUCAGAAUGCUUCUGCUCUACUUGUCACAGUGCAAGAGCAGAGCCUUCAGAGAGUGACAAACGCAGCCAGCGACACAAACUCUGCGCUUCAGAGAGCUGACGAGGCCUCAGUGUGAGAUUAAAACACACAGAGGAGAGAAUCUGCAGAGAAUGAGAAAUGAUGGAGAUCAGGAUGAAAGAGUCUCUUUUUGUCUUUAACUUUACAGAACUGCUGUAUGUUUCUGCUAUCUUAUCCAUCUUAUAAAGAGCUGUUGGUGGAGGAUUUUUCCCAAAGUACUGUAACCCUGCUGCAACAUGCAUGUUCAUGUAACCCUGCCGCAACAUGCAUGUUCAUG